GACCGAAACCAAAAGGAGACGAGAGCAGUCGACCCAGAUACCCAAACUGAUAUACGCAUUUACUCAACCUCAAGAGUGGACACGAAGAAUCUCAUACACGGGUGUUGAAACUGCGCGAAAUUAGGCGUCGAAAAAAGUGCGUUACGUUUUGGUUUGUCAGCGCUUCUUCUGCGUACGUAGUUUUAGCACGCUAGCUAGCAAGCUAACUGCGCUAGCGAGAGAGAAAGGAAGGCCGUCGAGUGGACCCGGCCUCGUUUAUUUAAAAGAACAAAAAUCACCCUGGCACAUCACCGCUGCCCCCUUUAGUAGUAGGAAUCGGACGACGUUCACGUUGAAGACGAGAACAUCAAAAGAGGAUGGCUCUGAAAAGGAUUCACAAGGAACUUAAUGACCUGGCUCGUGACCCUCCAGCCCAGUGCUCUGCUGGCCCAGUGGGCGAUGACAUGUUUCACUGGCAAGCCACAAUCAUGGGACCUAGUGACAGUCCAUAUCAGGGGGGAGUUUUCUUCUUGACAAUUCAUUUUCCAACAGACUACCCUUUCAAACCACCCAAGGUUGCGUUCACAACAAGAAUUUACCACCCAAAUAUUAACAGUAACGGCAGUAUCUGCCUGGAUAUUCUCAGAUCGCAGUGGUCUCCUGCACUCACUAUUUCUAAAGUUCUUCUCUCCAUUUGCUCACUCUUAUGUGACCCAAAUCCUGACGACCCACUAGUGCCAGAGAUUGCACGAAUCUACAAAACAGAUAGUCAGAAGUACAAUAAACUAGCUCAGGAGUGGACAACAAAGUAUGCCAUGCUUUAGGCGGAUACAUCAAAAUGGCAAAAGAAUGGACACAAAAGUAUGCGAUGUGAUGGCGUUGGUUGGAAAGCAGGUGGAAAAUGUUGCUGGUUCAAGCUUAAAAUUUUGGGAUUUUGUUUUUUCUUUUCACUUUUUGUUUAAUCAAUGCAUCUUACCCUGUUUUGUUUUUUUUAUUCCACCUGAGUG
This is a messenger RNA of Austrofundulus limnaeus, 986 nucleotides long. Its product is annotated as ubiquitin-conjugating enzyme E2 D2. The record is from RefSeq and is a predicted model, not a curated record. The coding region runs from base 357 to 803 and encodes 148 amino acids. Lineage: Eukaryota; Metazoa; Chordata; Actinopteri; Cyprinodontiformes; Rivulidae. The transcript is spliced from 8 exons.